UAGUUCUUUCUAGGGCAGGUUUAAUGCCUGAGCAUAGAAUUAUAUUUCAUAUCUUUAGCUUAUGAAGCAUCCUAUCACCCCGGAUUUACGCUCACAACUUACAAGUGAGCUGAUAGCUAAGUGCUUACAGCCUCCCUGGGGCAGUACACACAAAAAGGAUUGACCCCCUUUUCUCAAAAUUCAUUUUUACACUCACAACUCUAAAGUGGGAUAAACUCAGCACUGGGUUUUUCCCAGAACAAGUCACAUGACUGAGAUUGAACUAGUAGUACUGUACAUACAGGAAAUGUUGUACUCUGUUGUAUUUUGCUUGCAUGGAGGUUUGGUAUAGUACAAUUCAUGAUGCCUAAGGCAAGCAAAAAGAAGUUUUCACAGCAGGCGGGUUCUUUGCUGAUUCAUGUACCAGCAAUGAGUGGUCGUAGUAUGGACCAAGUACUUGAUGUCUUGCAGCAGAACAAUGGGCCGAUGGAGACACGAGAAAUCAUCAAAGUUCUUGGUUUUCAAACCAAGAAGGAAGCUAAUCAAAUGUUAUACAAGAUGCGUCAACGCGGACAAAUUCAAAAAGUUUCAGAAUCUCCUCCAAAAUGGGAUGUGAAACAAGAUGGAGUUAAAGAAAACAGACCGGGUCAAAGUUCAGUUGGUUAUGGUGCUACAACAAACACAACAGAAGAUGUGCAUGUUAGACGAAGUUCGUCCGGUUCUGACAGAGUGGAUAGUGAGGUGUCCAGCCAUGAAAAUGAAGAGGAGAAUUGUACUUCUCCAACUCCUGCAACGGUUACUAUGCAAGUUAAUGAUCAACUGAGCUGGAGGCUCUUGCACUCGCUAGCAGCACAGACUGACGCUAUACAUGCCAACGAACUGGCCAAAGCUGUCGGACUGCAGAGAAAAAAGGAGAUCAACCCGACUCUAUUCAACAUGCAACGGCAUGGACUAGUUAAAAAGGUGAAGGAUUCUCCGCCGUUGUGGGUAAUCACACCCUCUGGACGGAAGCAGGUUACUGACGAGGGAAGUGUUCCCAUUGGAGAUCUACCGCCCACGUUACGGAACGGUCCGCUCAAUUUUAAUAAUGGGUUCAGUCAAAGACCUGGUCCCAUAACAGUAUCAGUUGCUACUUCAAGUAGUGCGCUACACAGCCACAGUAACAAUAAUAUAAUUGCUAGAAGCAGUAACCAGUUGAUCCAGGAGUCUAUGGAUUCUCAGGAAGAAAAUAUGGAACAAAAAAUUUUGGAGACACUAAGCACAGUUGAUACCAUAUCGACAUCUGAUUUGGUUCGAGCAGUUGGGUUGACAGUCUGUCGGGAAAUCAACCCUACAGUGUACGGGUUACAGAAGAAAGGCCUGGCACGAAAAGUCAGCGAAAGUCCGCCAACGUGGCAGAUCACACCGGAAGGAAAGGCUUCAUCGGAGACCAAGAGUAUUAUGGGAGGACACCAUAUGAGCACUUCUGGUCUCCUAAGUGAGGAUCUUUCAAUGCCGAUGGAGGUUGGUGAAAUAUCCAUGGAGAUUGACAAAGAACGUUUUGACUACACUCAAAAGAACCCAAUCAGUGCUUUGACAGAGUAUGCGCAAUCUCGUCAGCUUCCCCAUGAGAUUGCGCUCGUCAAGGAAUGCGGGCCAUCACACAAUCCUAGAUUCACGUAUCGUGUUAAAUUGGGAGGGCGUCUUUUUCCUCCCGCUGAACAAAAGAACAAGAAGGAGGCGCGACGUGAAGCGGCUGAUUAUGCAUUACGUAUUCUGAUGAAAGAGGGCAUGUAUAAGCCAAAACGAAAUGGACCCCCUGUUCUACAGCCAGUUGGGCCAAACUCAACUUUCUUUGACAAGAUAGCUGGAUUGGCUCAUCAAAAAUAUAGUGACCUAGCAGCAGACAUCCGAGAAAGCAUUGGAGGUCGAUCUGUAAUUGCAUCCUUCAUAAUGCGUCGGGGCGACGAUGAUGACGGCGUGGUCGUUAGUUUAGGAACAGGUAAUCGAUGUGUGACGGGCGAUAUGCUAAGUAUGGAAGGUUUGACUGUCAAUGAUUCCCAUGCAGAGAUCAUCACUAGACGGGCGUUCAUCAGGUUCCUGUAUAAUGAGUUACGAGCAUAUCAGCAGGAUCCAGAACAAUCCAUUUUUUGCCGGAAGCCCUCUGGAAAGCUUGGAGUUCAUGAAGAUGUUACCUUUCACCUCUACAUCAGUACGGCUCCUUGUGGAGACGGAUCACAAUUUUCUCGUUCGGACACCGGGCCAAACGUGGAAGGCCCACCAGCUGAACUAGAUUUCAGUGGUAAAGCUGAACAUGUGCCAACACUAGAAAAGAGAAAUCAAGGUCUGCUACGAACAAAGCUAGAAACUGGUGAAGGAACAAAUCCGAUAGAAGGAGAACAUAUGCAGACAUGGGAUGGAAUCAAUCGAGGAGAGCGACUACGUACUAUGUCGUGUAGCGACAAAAUUGCGAGGUGGAAUGUUCUUGGACUACAGGGAGCACUCUUGAGCCAUUUUCUUGAACCAAUAUACAUGAGUUCUCUCACUCUUGGUACACUCUACCAUCAUGGGCAUUUGUCAAGGGCAGUUUGUUGCCGCUUACAACAUGUUCACGAAACAAAGAACUUGACGACAUCUUUGCCACCUAACUACCAGGUCAGCCAUCCACUCCUUGGCCAUGUGACUAAGAUUGAAACUCAAAGAACCACCGAGAAAACAAAACAAUACAGUAUUAACUGGUUCGCCGGAUGUCAAAAAGCUGAGGUCACGGAUGGUACAAAGGGAAGAUGUACUGAUGAAAAGGUGCGAUCGGUGCUAUGUAAGGCAGAACUCUUCAAUGAGUUUCGCAAAACAUGUGCCUGUUUUAAUCGAAACGACCUUUUAGAAACACAAUGGUAUUUAGAAGCUAAACAUUUGGCAACAGAUUUUCAAAUCGCUAAACAACAUCUAAAUGAAUGCUUCGUUGAAGGUGGCUACGGACAUUGGCUAGAGAAACCAUUUGACGAAAAGCAUUUUAAGUUCCAGUUUAGCUCUUAAGUUUACGCCCCCUUUUGUAAACUUAUAUUGCUAAAUUUUCUUUGAAAGUAGUUUAAUUUUAUAUGAUUUUUAAGAUUCAACAUCGCAGUUCCCUUGAAAAAUGUUAUGUUAUGAAGAAAGAUACAGAUGAAGAGGUACGUCAGCUGUAAACCUCAAACAUGAAGAACAGAAAAGAAUAAAAGGAAGAAGAACAAGAAAGGUAUAUUGCUAAUACCAGAUUUUCCAAGAUGUUACCUCUCCAUAUAGCCACCUAUACAGUAGACUACAUUAGUCUCAAAAUCAAAGUUCUAAGAAUGAUAAAAAUAGAGAAAAAACCAAGUUGGCAGACAAUGAUUUGUGAUGUAGAAGACAAGUCUAUGUGAGCUAGGAUGAGGAUUCAAGCCUUGUAAUCUGCUUUCAAGUUUUCAGUGCGAGAGUGGUUUGCUGGUCUAGGGUUACUUGCCAAAGGCUCCUUCCGCUCAGACUCAAGCCUGUUUGCUAACUUUACAGUACAGGACUAAAUAGAGUGAUGGUAUGUACCAUAAUUGUUUCACUGUAUCGGGUUGAAUUUACCAGAACAGGUUGAAAUGUUAUGAAUUUAAGAUCCAACUUUCACUUAAAUAUACAAUAUUAUCCUAAACAGAAAGGUAUACAGUAAACUUUUGAACAUGUUAAUGAAUUGCUGAAUGUUUUAACCAAGCCUUAAGUGAAUGAGUUUUAUUCUAAGCCAUCUUUAAAAAAAUGAAUCCCAGUAUUUCCGUGGGAUGAGUGCAAUGCAUCGAUCCUCUGGUUUCUCAGAGGUAAUAACAGUAAGUUGGCCAAAUGCAACUAGCCUUUGUGCGGAAUACAUGCAGCAAAGAAAGGCACGUGAAUAGCAUACAGCCUUGGCCAAUAAUACCAGCCCAUUGGUUUGUUACCAAGAGGUGUGUGGUGUGUAUAUACUGUAUAAUAUUGCUUCAAUAUCAUGCACAACUAGAUAAGAUCUGAUCAUUUGUAAUUUAAAAGAGUGAACAUAUACUGUAUCAUGCCAAGAUAGACAUCAUGAUUAGUGUUGCUGUUUCGAUUCUGCUGCACUGACACAAAAUGCUAAGAUGAUGAAGAGGCAUUCCUGCCCGGCUACCAUCCACUUUUGAAGUUGAGGAUCACUUGUUCUGCUGCCAUUUGGUAGUGAAGAGGAAGAACUACUACUGUUCUAUUGUUUUGUGUUGCAGAGGCAUGCCUGCUGCCAUCCUCUUUGUGAUGUCGGUGUGAUGUGUCUGUUUAUCCUCCUCUACCAUGUAGGAUAUGCAUACUUGUUGAAAUUCUAAAUGAUUUUGGAAUGUUAUUCCUUUUAGCAUCCACUUGUUUAUGUUAUGUAUCUGUAAUUAUGUCUUUUUAAUGGUGAUUUGAACUGGUGCAUUUUAUUGUCAAGGGAUCAUUUGAGAUUCACAUAAUACUGGAGAGGCAAUGCUGUUACUGAUGGAUGUGGUUGGAAACCAUUAUUCCCAUUUCUCUAUGUGUAAUAAUGUAGAUUUGUUCCUUCUGUUGUAGUCUAAGGUGCCGGAGAAGACUACUGCAUACCAUCCUCUUAUGUGAUGUUGAAUGGCAUACUCUCUGCCAUCAUCUUGUGUAAUGCCAGAGUGGCAUACCAGCUGCCAUCUUCUUGCCUGAUGUCAGGGCAGCAUAUCUGCAGUCAUUGUCUUGUCUCAUGUCAAUGUAGCAUGUUUGCUGCCAUCCUCUUGUGUGAUGUUGUGUGGCAUACUACCUUUCAUCCUCUUGUGUAAUGUUGGAGUGGCAUACCUGCUUUUGUCCUCAUGUGUGAUGUUAAUGAUACACUGAUCGUCUUGUAUGCUGUGCAAGCUAUAGAUAGUAUUUUCCUCUUCUCUGAUGGCAGUGAGGUUGAUUGUACCUAAUGCUUUCUCCAUGUGAGGUAUAGUGUGUGUUGAUAUGGUGCGAAUGAACGAGAUACCACCAAUUAAGAGUGAUAAAUGAUAGAUGAUGAGCUGCAAGUUAAAAAUGUUUAUGUUUAAACAUAUAUUUCAAUUGUCACAAGUGCUUUUUAUUUAAAUUGCCUUAAAUCUUUGUUGUCAUUAAGCAUUAUUUAUGCCAUAUUUAUUAUUUAUAUAUCUAAUUAUGUUAUAAAUAUUUUGUUAUAUAAGUUUACAAAAUUAAGUAAACUGGACAAAGAAAUGCAAUCAACGGAUAUACAUAAGUCUUAUAGACUUAUUGAAAAUAAUAAUAAUUACUAUUAUAGGACUGUUUUCAAAUAUUGUGCAAAUCUCAGCCCUGAAUCUGAUAAUUCUAGAAUUACCCAACUCAAUAAAUUACAGUAUCUUUGCUCAUGAUAAUCACAUAUUGAUGGACCAUAAUAGUAAAAAUUUCCACAAGUACUUCAGGAGUGAAAAUAUAACUGUAUUAUCAAAAUUCAACAUAGUGUUAAUAAGGAUCUUGUGCCCCACAUAAGUAUAUAUUUCACCUUGUAACCCCCUUUAAGCAAAUUUCCACCCAUAAGCAUAUAUGUAUAUUAGAAUAAUAUUUAAGCUGGUCUUAAAUUAGUACAUACACCGUUGUUUAACCAGAAUUCCUUGUAAAUAUCCAAACGUUUAUUACAUUUUAAAGAAUUUUUAACUUGCCAAAAAACACAAUUGUAUUUUUUUUAUUGCCAAAUUGAAAAAAAAUACACCCCCCCCCUCCCAAAAAAUAAUCAAAUCAUAUUUAAAGCAUGCACUUCUAUUUUAGACAUAUGUACUGUAAUAUUAUGUAAAGAGUUUUACAACCAAUAAGCCGUUCUCUCUGGUUUUAUUGAGAAUUUUAGAGUGAAUCAUGUUCAAAAGCAUAUAUAAAAAAGUCUAUGUAGUUUCAAAUGAAAAUUCUCUUGAUUGCUAUAUUUAAUGGUGUCUGCUAUUUGUUGGUAAAAAGUUAGAAAGAAAGAGAAAAUGGUGUAAAAUUAAUUGUAUGUGUAAAAAAGCAAUUCUAAUCAGUACUUUGCCAAUUUGAAAUGUUGAUUAUAAAUGAUUUUAAAAUGUUAUGUGAACUAUCGUUCUAGUCAACUAGCAAUAAUAAUGUGUAAAUUCCCCAUUAGGUGUUGAAAAAAGACUCCUUGAACUAAUAAAGCUCCUUUGAACCAUACUCUUAUAUAUGAUAUGGUACUUUUGAAUUAUUUGAUGUGAUAGAUCCAAGACUGAAGACUAAAUAGGAUUGCCAGGUUAUAUGAAUAUUUCGCUAAAAUUAUAAUAACUAUCCAUAUAUAGGAUAUUUAUCUACAUUGCAUUCCGGUAUUCCAUCAUGACUUCAUUAAAAAUAAGUCAACAAAAUUUAAAUUGAAUUUUGCCAGGUAAUUUUACUGUACUUAAAAGUAUGAUAAUGGAACAUACAAUAAAAAAAAAUUAAAUGUGUAACUCCUUCAUUUAUAAUAUUCUAUUUUCACACAAACUUGAAAGCACAAUUCUGAUCUAUUUCAAACAUUAUUGAAGCAAAACCAUAACAUAAUUUAACUUAAAUGUAAUUUUCCUCAAUCGUAAUUUUCUCUUUUAAUCUUUCAAUUCUGGCAAUAUCAUGCAACCAUUUUAAUGUCUUCAGCGACCUUUGACAUACUCCAGUGCAUGACUGAGCAUGAUUGCAUAAUACGUAAGCUGUGUACGUUGUAUCACGUUAGCGUUUGCUGUCUAUGUCUAUCUAUUUAUCUCUGUAUUCUGAUAUUGAUGUUGCUUAUAUGAACUUCGGUGCUCUUGUUAAUGAAUAUACCUUUGACCAUAUAUAUCAUAAAAAAAACUAUAUAUAUGCUGUUAGUAACAUUCAUUAGAAUGUUAAUCUAAAAAUAUCUCAUAUAUUAAGAGUUCUGUAAAGCUACUAUAUAGUCUAUAAAAAUUGUAGAUUACGAUGUCUUUAUAAAUAUUGAAUACCUUACAUGUAUUGUUUUACCCUUUGAUUAGUUCCUUACUAUUGCAAUGAAAAUUUCUUAACUACAGAGUGCUAAAGUUGUAGUGGAGUACAAAUCUGUCAGAUACUGUCCUGCUAGUAUUUCAUACCAAUUUGAAACUUAAUAAUGAUAAGAAAAUUAAGUAGUUAAGUAGUUUGAUAAGUCAUAUUUCUGAAAUGUGGUCCAGAAAAUUAGCCUGCUUUUGCAUGCUAAAUAUUGUGUAAUCAGUGUGUGUUGUAUAUAUGGUGUUUGUAUUUGUAUGCCAUCGCUCAGUCAAAACAUUAAUAAUUGUUAAUUAUGAUAUCUAUAAAACAUAUAGAAAUAAUACUAUAGAUGUGUGGAUAUUCAGAAAAAAAAAAAAUCAAAAUAAUGUUUGUGGAUGCUUUUGUAUGUUUGAAGUUGUAUGCAUAGUGAACGUAAUGUUGUAAUGCUACAAUUUUUUUUUUCCAAGUUAAAGUAUAGUGUUUUGUAUUUUCAAUACUAAAUAUCUAUCUUGCCUUCCUUUGUAAACCAGUAUUAUAUGUAAUUCAGUAUGUCAGAUCAGGAGGAAUAGACGUCGAGGCGGAUUGACGGAAUUUGUGUCGGCAUCUGAUUGGAUUUUGAGAGUUGAUGGUUGAUAUGUUGUGGGAAACGAUUGCAAUACUAUAAAGAGUAAGAAGAAAAAUAUACCCUGAUAUCAGGGUUUGUUGUAAUAAAUUUUUUCUUUGAAACCAUUCCAUCUUUUUUAUAAGUACGCGUAGGUAUAUAUUAUAAAAUAAAUUGUAUGUAUGAGCGUGUAAUAAGUGUUAGCUAGAAAGUUUUGUUUGCAUUUUUAUCUCAUUUUGUUGAGAUGAACAAUUAAAGGUACAAUAUAAAAAAAUGUCAAAAAACUUUUAUGUUUAUUGUUUUAAUCUUUUAAAGAAGUUGAAUUUUAAUUGUCAGAAGAAUACUUGAUACUUGAUAUAUAAAACUUGUAUAUCCUUUUAAAAAAAUUUAUUUCGACCUGUUUUUUGUGAAGUGAUCGUCCCAUGUUUGGUGUGGUUCAUUCGAGUACAUCAAUAACUGACAAUGUUCCUUGUGUGUCCUACUUUUCUUGUUCUCCAUUUUGUCUCUUCUCACUACUGCUUCGAUUUCAAACAAAUUAUGUAGUGUUCAUCGUGAAACAUAAAUAACUCUGUCAUGUAAUAGUUGUCUUAAUGAGACCUAGUAAAUACAAGCAAUAUAUAUUACAUUCAUUUUUCUUUCCUCACCAUACAAGGGUUUUACAGAAUUCCCUUGUUUGGUAUUCCUGUUGAAUAAAUAUUAUGUUUAAAUUCAAACAGUUGCAGUAUUAUUAGCAGAUUUUCUGCCACUUUAUUAAGUAUACAACAGGAAUUCUUGAUUAAUAGCCAGGUAUGCAUAUAAAUAAGCUUAAUAUUGAAUAUUCAUGUUUCACUGUAUUCAUAUUUAUUGCCAGCUAUGCUUAUUAUUUAGCUAUAUUUUGAAUAUUCAUGAUAUCACUAUAAUCACUUUGCAUAUUAAUGAGUUCUAUAUAUUAACAUUCAUACAUAUGAUGAAUUGGCUAAGAUUAUUCAAAUAAUAUAUAC
Molecule: messenger RNA, 8436 nt
Organism: Anneissia japonica
Lineage: Eukaryota; Metazoa; Echinodermata; Crinoidea; Comatulida; Comatulidae
Product: double-stranded RNA-specific adenosine deaminase-like
Exons: 9
Coding region: 340-2994 (884 amino acids)
Biological process (GO): RNA processing; adenosine to inosine editing
Cellular component (GO): cytoplasm; nucleolus
Molecular function (GO): tRNA-specific adenosine deaminase activity; double-stranded RNA adenosine deaminase activity; double-stranded RNA binding
Source: RefSeq, a predicted model, not a curated record